CGAUAUAUGAAAGAAAGAUAAAUAAACAAAAUUGAAGUGGCAUAAUAAUCGGUAAAAAGCGGGCCAAGAAACAUUAGUUAGUUGAAACCCCCUAACAUGAGAGUUUAAUUCAGGUCACGGCAUGCUCAUAUCCUUACCGAAUACCGGGUCAACGGAUCGUAAUCGUAGUAUAUAUUGUAUGCGGAGAAUUGCUUUUGUGGCUGUGUGGAUAUUUUUAAUGUUGAAGUUGCGGAGCUUUUUCUUCGAACCAAUCUAUUCGGUGAAUGCUAUGAGAUCCGUAGCGCUUCAUAAUGCUCCGACAAUUAGCCAGCAAAUUACUAAAUAUAAUGCUGCGAAAUUAGUUUUAAAUGAAGAUUUAUUCGGUCCGUUAAAAAAUGAUUCUGUAGUAAUCGUAGUACAAGUUCACACUCGUGUUACAUACCUAAGCUAUUUAAUUGGGAGCCUAGCACAGGCAUAUGGUAUUUCAACAGUUCUUCUGAUAUUUUCUCAUGACUACCACGAUAAAGAUAUUAAAAAAUUAGUGGAAACUAUAGACUUUUGUUUGGUAAUGCAGAUAUUUUAUCCAUAUCCUAUACAUAAGCAUCCAAAAUGUCUACAGAACACUUUAAAAAGUCCGUAA
This is a messenger RNA of Glossina fuscipes, 619 nucleotides long. Its product is annotated as alpha-1,6-mannosyl-glycoprotein 2-beta-N-acetylglucosaminyltransferase-like. The transcript has 6 exons. Gene Ontology annotation, biological process: protein N-linked glycosylation; oligosaccharide biosynthetic process. The record is from RefSeq and is a predicted model, not a curated record. Lineage: Eukaryota; Metazoa; Arthropoda; Insecta; Diptera; Glossinidae. Gene Ontology annotation, molecular function: alpha-1,6-mannosylglycoprotein 2-beta-N-acetylglucosaminyltransferase activity. Gene Ontology annotation, cellular component: Golgi stack; Golgi membrane. Bases 122 to 619 code for a protein of 165 amino acids.